This is a messenger RNA of Lates calcarifer (barramundi perch), 4940 nucleotides long. RefSeq names its product glutamate dehydrogenase, mitochondrial. Gene Ontology annotation, biological process: L-glutamate catabolic process. Gene Ontology annotation, molecular function: L-glutamate dehydrogenase (NAD+) activity. The transcript has 13 exons. Gene Ontology annotation, cellular component: mitochondrion. NCBI's taxonomy places the organism in Eukaryota, Metazoa, Chordata, Actinopteri, Centropomidae. The record is from RefSeq and is a predicted model, not a curated record. Bases 129 to 1772 code for a protein of 547 amino acids.
AAGGAGGAGUCGCUGCUGCGGUACAACUUUUAGUUUCCCCGUUCCAUUUCCUUGUCUUCCCCCACACUGUCCUGCUAAAGCCCGACUCACACGUCUCCCUGGGACGGUAAACUUACAUUAAACCCAAAAUGUACCGGUAUUUUGGAGAGCUACUCACCCGGGGAGCGGGCAGUGUCCUGGCCUCAGGCUGCACCGCUGCUGCUGCCGCUGACUCGGCUCUACCGGCGUCCGCGUCUCUGCUGCGGUACCGCGGCUACAGCCAGGCCGUGGACCGGGACGACGACCCAAACUUCUUCACCAUGGUGGAGGGCUUCUUCGACCGUGGAGCCGCAAUCGUGGAGGACAAGCUGGUGGAGGACUUGAGGACGCGAGAGACCCCUGAGCAGAAGAGGAAGAGGGUCCGCGGGAUCCUGCGGAUCAUCAAGCCGUGUAACCACGUUCUGAGCGUCAGCUUCCCCAUCAAGAGAGACAACGGAGAGUGGGAGGUGAUAGAGGGCUACCGGGCUCAGCACAGCCAGCACAGGACGCCCUGCAAGGGAGGUAUCCGUUACAGUACAGAUGUGUCUGUAGACGAGGUAAAGGCUCUGGCCUCGCUGAUGACAUACAAAUGUGCCGUCGUUGAUGUGCCAUUUGGUGGAGCCAAAGCCGGAGUGAAGAUCAACCCAAGGAACUACUCUGACACUGAGCUGGAGAAAAUCACCAGGAGGUUUACUAUCGAGCUUGCCAAGAAAGGCUUCAUCGGGCCUGGUAUUGAUGUUCCUGCUCCAGACAUGAGCACUGGAGAGAGGGAGAUGUCCUGGAUCGCAGACACUUUUGCCACCACCAUGGGACACUAUGACAUCAAUGCUCACGCCUGCGUCACCGGGAAGCCCAUCAGUCAGGGAGGAAUCCAUGGUCGGAUCUCUGCCACUGGUCGAGGAGUUUUCCAUGGCAUUGAGAACUUCAUCAACGAGGCGGCCUACAUGAGCCAGCUGGGGAUGUGUCCCGGCUUUCAGGACAAAACCUUUGUCAUCCAGGGUUUUGGUAACGUGGGUCUCCACUCCAUGCGUUACCUCCAUCGUUUCGGAGCGAAGUGUGUCGGAGUCGGAGAAAUGGAUGGAAACAUCUGGAACCCCAACGGCAUCGACCCCAAAGAGCUGGAGGACUACAAACUGGCCAACGGGACCAUCGUGGGUUUCCCGAACUCAACACCGUACGAAGGAAACAUCCUGGAGGCCGACUGUGACAUCCUGAUCCCAGCUGCCAGCGAGAAACAGCUGACCAAGAGCAACGCACACAAGAUCAAAGCCAAGAUCAUUGCUGAGGGAGCCAAUGGUCCGACCACACCCGAGGCCGACCGCAUUUUCCUGGAGAGAAACAUCAUGGUGAUCCCGGACAUGUAUCUGAACGCCGGUGGUGUGACGGUUUCAUACUUUGAGUGGUUGAAGAAUCUGAACCACGUCAGUUACGGUCGACUCACCUUCAAAUAUGAGAGAGACUCCAACUACCACCUGCUCAUGUCGGUUCAGGAGAGUUUAGAGAGGAAGUUUGGGAAACACGGCGGCGCCAUUCCCGUCGUCCCCACCUCUGAGUUCCAGGCCAGGAUCUCUGGAGCAUCUGAGAAGGACAUUGUUCACUCAGGUCUGGCCUUCACCAUGGAGCGCUCUGCCAGGCAAAUCAUGCGGACAGCCAACAAGUACAACCUGGGUCUGGAUCUGCGGACGGCGGCGUACGUCAACGCCAUCGAGAAGGUCUUCAAGGUUUACAGCGAGGCCGGCCUCAUCUUCACAUAGAGUCACCUCCAUCCGCCUCCAUGUCUGUCUGUUACCUGUCCCGUCAACACCUCACUUUUUAAACAGAGUCCAGGGUUGACAGUUUUUGCGCAGCAGCAGUGUGCAGAAACUCUCCCUGUUUCAGUCCCUCUCUUCAACACACCUGUUUACAGUCUUUUUCUCUCCAUACAUUUGAAAUACACUUUAGAAACUUGGGGUUGACGGCUUUAAAACGGGCUGAAUCACAGCUCUGCUGCUUUCUGAUGAAUCCUACAGCUGCUUUAUGCACAUAUCAACCUAAAUAUAUAGAGAAAUUAUCUAAAAGCCUUAAGAGCACAGAGAAAACUGUCACCACUUGCCUGCAAUACACUGUGUGGUCAAAAGUAUAUGGACACCUGCACCCAUUAACUUCAGUGUAGUUGUGGCCUAGUUUUUGUUUGUUUGUUUGUUUUGUUGUUGAGAUUAAUGGAUGUUUUUCUCAACAUGAUGAGUCACUACAUUAUUACUUAUCGAGGACAAGAAAGAAAAACAUUUUAUACAAACAAAUGAUCUUUGUUCUUUUACUCGAUAAUUUUAGGUGUUUGAGGCCUUUCAGAAUUUAUUCAAGCAAAACAAGUGAAAUUAAUCUGUGGUCUGUUGUAGAAUUUGUCUCAAACAGUAGACACUUUGUUUUAAGGUGUGACCUGCCAAUUUUUGUAAUCAACUUGAAGCAAAUAUAGUCACUUCCAGCUCCUCACAUGUAAAUAUUUCCUGAUUUUCAUCAUCGUCUUUUAUCAUAGUAAACUGAAUAUCUUUGGGUUUUGGACUGUUAAUUGAACAAAUCAAGAUGAACUUUGAACUUGGAUUGGAAUUUUUCUCUAGAGCUGCAACUAAUGAUUCAUUUACCUGUCUUUAAUGAAUCAUUCGGUAAAUAGUAAAAGAUGUCCAUCCCUGUGUCCUUGUGCCCUAGAGUCCAAGAUGACCUCUUCAGAUGUCUUCUUUUGUCCUGCUGGCAGUCUGGAACCCAGAAAUAUUCAGUUUAAUAUCAUAGACAGCCAGAAAAUAUUCACAUCUGAGGAGCUGGAAUCAGAGAAUUUCUGCUUGAAAAACAACUGAAACAAGUAGCUAUGUAUCAAAACUGUUGAUUAACUUUGUGAUCUUUUUUUUUUUUGGCCUAAAGAAAAGCAGUGUCUGUCUAUGACCAGCACCUACUCAGUCACAGGUCACAGACACUCAGCUGCAAAGCAGAGGAGCUGGAGUUUUUUUUUUUUUACUUGAAAAAUGAUUCUGGUGGAAAGACUGAAACCAGACGAGCAUAGGCUGUUACAUGUUACCAGGCGUCCACAUACUUUUGGCCACAUAGUGCACACUGUAUCGAUAUGUUUGUGGCCAGCUGGAGAGCAUAGAUUUAUUUUCUUUUUAUAUAAUGCAGUCAGUGCACAUGUGCCUCAGGACUUUAGCUUUAAUAAUUACUGCUUCUAGAGUUACUUUAUUAAAGGACCAUUCCUAUGUUUUUUUGUGUGUUUUCAAGCCUGUUGACUACAAAUCCCGUUUACUCGUUAUUUUUCAAAUCAUCCAUCAGUUUUUCGAGAUAAUCCAUCACAGUCAGUGUUUAGUGAACUGGGACCACUUUGCUUUAACUCCCCCAGUUAAGCAUUAACGAGCAGUAUAGAAGCAUUUAGUAAAUACUGUAUAACAUAAUAUCAUGUAGUUGUAGGCAGCUAUAAGUACAUUUUAAAUGUUCAUUAACAGUUUACAGUUGAAAUGUCUUCAUAUAUAAAAUUUGAAGACAUAUUUUAUGUUAGGUCACAACUAUGUUUUCCUGUGUCGUCGUUCAUUAUCUGUUUAUACAGCAGCCUCUACAGGAGGAGCUGUUAACACAUACAUUAAUAAACACUUAGAUCUGAUUACAGCUGUUGGAAACCAGUUAUUACAUCUUCAUAUACUGUUAAUGAAUGGUAAACAGAGGGACUUAAAGUCAGAGGUUACAGCUCUCCACACAGAUUGUUGUUGUUGUUAUUCUCUUAUACCUUUUAUUACUCUAACACCAGGCAUAUACAGGCUUGCUCCAAACAAGAUCUCAUUGUACUUGUACAGUGUCUGUCUAUCUCCAUCCAUCCAUCCAACUACAUUUCUGUGCAGCAGUAGUUUAAAACAAAACAUUUCAAAAAAUCUGUUACACUUCAACAUCCUUUAAAACUACGUCAGUUGUAAAAUAAAAAGCACCUGGCAUGUUGCCUGAAACUUAAAAAACACCUGGAAUGAUCCUUUAACUGUUCGCUCCUUGUUUAGUUUGUCUGCAGUCAAACUCCCCCUGAGAGUUUGCUGUUUUUUUUUUUUUUUUCCUUUCAGGUUGUGAAACAGUUGCAGCUCACGGUCAAGCUAAUCUAUGCAGUUAAACUCAGCAAUACUGUGCUCUGUUACAGGACUGUAGGCUCCUCACACACCUGCCUCCCUAACCACUGAGCUCAGAAUCCUCAGAUGAUCAGUGUCUCAGAGUUUUGUUUCAGAAAAUCAAAAUGAAAUCAAACUUGCUGCUCGAUGGUGCGAGUUCUCACAGGAAUUGUUAGCUCUGCUAACAGACAAAAACCAAAGAUGUUGAGUUUACUGUCAUAGGAAAUUGGACAAUGAAUGAAGUGUUGCUGUUGUAAAUGCAGUGUACUAAUACUGAGAGUUCAGUCUCUCUAAGAAACUGUAUCUCAGUGUAAGACUUAUCUGACACUGAACUUUGUGAGACUUUUCAUCUUGACGGACACAAACUGACAGAGCUGUGGUGGAUGAAGCUCAGACACUUUCUUUAAUGAACUAUGCAAAGCACACUGCUAACUGUGUGUUAUGGUCCCUGUGGAGGACACACACCAGUCAACAGGCACAAAUUCAAGAAGAAAGCUUUGCCCCCGCCAACACCAACAUCACUGCAGCUCACAGUGAAGUCACACACACAACACAACCAACAGCAAAGAGUCUGAGCUGAACUAAACUGACAUGUGACCUUUGUUGCUGCCACAAGGCUUCACACCAUCACCUGAGAUUGUAGUUUAGGGAAAGAGGGCAUAGGGAGUCAGGGGAGUUUGAUGCUGUAUUGGGGGAAAAAAGGAUGAAACAAACGGUUUUCUGUCUCUCAGCCCUGAUUGAAACUGCUUUGGGAUUCUGUGUGUGGAAGUUUUUAUGCUGUUUUGUUAAAAUAAAAUAAAGUACAAAGAAGGUCAA